Molecule: messenger RNA, 2223 nt
Organism: Drosophila ananassae
Lineage: Eukaryota; Metazoa; Arthropoda; Insecta; Diptera; Drosophilidae
Gene: nis
Product: dynactin subunit 1
Exons: 2
Coding region: 145-2082 (645 amino acids)
Source: RefSeq, a predicted model, not a curated record
UCUACACCCUUUCAUCAUUCAGUUCAGUUCCACAUUUUUAUUAAUCAUCUUAAUUUUGGUAUUUGUCUCACAUUCGAAAGGAAAAAUUUUUUGGCUCGCUUGAGAGAACUGCCACAAAAUUCGAGCAUCUCCCCAAAACUAGCAAUGACUUUCACAUACAAAGAACUAAUUGACGUGGCCAUCGGCUCACCCGAAUCGGGCCAUGUUAACUUUUAUGCUUUGCAUGUUCUACUAACGUGUUUUGCCCAGCGAUUGGAUGUUUUGGAUGAAGUUGUCGAGCAGGAGGAUUACAUGGUGGCCAAUGUACGGAUGCAGAGCAGUUUCUUGACCUUGGGCAAACCCUCCAAAUUUCGUCUGUUUGCCGGUGCCGAUGCCGAAGGAGGGGAGGCCCCUGCCGAGGGGGAGGCUCCAGCUGAGGAGGCCCCCGCCGAGGAGGCAGCACCACCACCGCCGGCGGAAGAGGCACCAGCAGCACCGGCCGAGGAGGCACCAGCUGCUCCGGAGGCUGCCGAGCCGGAACCCGAACCCGCACCCGCUGCUGAACCGGAACCUGAACCUGUGCCAGAACCAGAACCAGAAGCUCCUGCACCUGAACCAGUAGAACCUGCCACGCCGGCACCAGAACCAGAACCAGAGCCAGAACCGGAGGCUCAAGAUGCGGCGGCCGAUGAUAAGUCACUGGAAGGAGUGCCCUUGGCUUCGCGGGUGUCCUCGCGCUCCUCGACCCGCGAAAAGUCUCACACCCGUCUGGGAGAAGGAUCUGUCGGCAAUAUAAGCCGGAUAGAGCGGCGCCUGUCCAGGGUGGAGCUGCAAAAGGAGCAGGCCACCAUGGAGAUGCAACAGUUUGUGACCAGUCUCACCGGGCAGCUCAAGCUGACCAUGGAGCAGGUGAACAAUGUGACUCACUUGCUGAUCGAUCGCAAGCCAAACCCGGAAAGGAUCAAGGUCCUGCGUCACAUUGCCAAGCAGUUGAGGGUUCUGAUGUCUACGGGGGAUGAGUUGUCGGUGAGCUGGACCAGUGACGAGGGGUUGGGCGAAGCCGAGGAGGAGGAGAUGAUGGAGGAGGAGGUCCACGAGAGCUCCUCGGCGCCCACGGAACUGGAGAAGCCCGAGGAGGAGCAAGAGCUGGGACUGGAGACGACACUCUGCUACUCUCCCGACAAAAUGCUGAACGAACUGCUUGACCUGAAGUCCCAGUUCUGUGCUCUAACCAACAAGGUCAACGAACUGGCAGCGGCCCUUCUCAAGCAGGACUCCCAGCGGCUUAUGGAGAUGAUGAAGGAACUGCAGGACACUGUCCGGGAUAUCAAGCUCUAUGUGGCCGGCAACAAGGAGUCCAGCUCCGCCAUGAUGAGUCGUCUCAGUGAGGCUACCUCGCAGAUCGUUAUCCUCAAGAAGUCCGUGGCCCACUUGGACGAGGUAAAGAUCGACAAGACCGAGGUGGAACUGCUGCUGGCCGAGAAGGUGGACUUCCAGCAACUGGCCACCAAGGUGUCCCUGGAACAGCUGGAGGAGUACAAGGCCAGGCUGGAGAAGAUGUUCUGCGAGGUGCGGCACAUCAUCAGUCUCAACGAGAAGAACGUCCUGCAGAUUAUCGACAAUCUGCGCAUGACCCUCGGUAUUGAUGCUCUGGAGCUGAGCCUCAAGGACUUCCGAGAGAUGAUCGAGAGGCGGGUGCAAAUGAUCGCCGAGGCCCUGCAGAAGUACAUGGAGAUGACCAACGACGACUGUGCCGCCGCCGCCGGUAGGGUGAAGGUCAUGCAGGAGUUGGCCUGCUUGUCCUGCGACACCACCUGUGUGAUGCGCACUGUCGAGCGGUCCAAGGUCCCGUCCCUGCCCACGGCCAAGGGCUCCACCGGCCUGGGACCGAUUGUCACCUACGAACUGGGCAACAUCCGCAAGUCAGGUAUCAUGGGCUACUACCGCAAGGACGAGUUCCCGCACGCCACCAGUGCCUGGACGAAGGGAGUACCCAUGGUGAAGUGCACACCGCGGCACGCCGGUGGCAGCCACACCACCCACACCGCCGAGGACCACAUGCAGAAGGUGGUUCUCUCCAAGAGGAACACUGGCUGGAAAUAGGUAGCACAAUUAUUGAUUUCAUUUAACACUCCCUCUCCCCCUCCGCAUACAAUUGAAACAGCGUUUUCUUUCCAAAAUAUUCCAACAAAAUUAAAAAGAUUUCAGUCUAUAAGUUUUAAAUAAAAUUAAAAUCAAACAAAA